AUGAUAGCCGUUCAGCGUGAUUCUCAACCGUUGGCAUUCGCUAAAAGACAUAGAUUCAAAGAUACGCUGGCAUUGUUUAUAGUGUUCUUGAGUUUUAAUCAUUUUAACUCCCUGUGUUUAUUGGUAUCCUUUGUCGUUGCCACCAAAUGCAGAAAUUUUAUUGCAAAUUGUUUCAUCACAUUGUUUUUGAAUAAACUCCCAUCACCUUCCAUUGCAAAAGUGGCUCAUUUAGAACCAGAGAAUGAUACUAAACACAAUACAGCCAGUACUACCAUUACCACAAUACCAUAUUCAACUAACAGUACCGGUUAUGAUAAUUGUACUGGAAUAGCACCUCAACUUGUACAACAACAAGGGAAAAGACCUAUACGUCAUGUCAGCGGUCAGUCGAUAUCAUCAAUAGCACCACUAUCUACUACUUCUACAGUCACUACAACUAAUAGUACCUCUUCAUCUAGUUCCUCCUCUGCAACUAUUAUGCCUUCCUUUACAGUUAAGUACACCAAAAAUCUAUUUUUGCCCGUCAUAGCGGCAGAAUUAAUACUCGCAUCUUUAUUACAAGUUUACGGUGGUAAUUAUUUUAUACAUCCUAUUGAAAAUUUAUCCAUGUCUAUUAUAGCAUCCUUCUUAAUUAACGAUCCAGCAGAUUGUUUGAAUUAUGCAACGUCAUGUUCUGUAUUAUAUGCAUUAGUCACCAAUAUAUAUCAAAGGUUAACCCCAUUUGCGAACUUGGAAACAGUGAAUCAUUUCAACACUGAACUAUUAACCGUUUUCCAUCUAAAUUCAUUAUUUUCGGCCAAAGACUUUCAAGGUAAUUACCGAAUGACUCCAAGUGUAUCCCUAAAAUUGUAUUCUAUAUUGAAAAAAUUAUUAUCGAUGAUAUUUAACCCAAAUUGGACUAAGAAUGUCCUUCUGGAAAAAUAUAUUAAAUAUUUGUGUUAUUAUAUUUCAUUUCAUAUUGUUAUAAGCCAAUUUUGCCAAAGUUUGAAAAACCCUUAUAAUCCAUAUACCAAUAGCAAUAAUAACAACAACAAUAAUAAUAAUAACAACAACAUCAUUACAUCACAUUCAUUAUUAAAUACCAAUACUGGUAUUAAUACAAAUACUGAUGAAAGGAAAACAGGUUCCCGUCAACUAGGAGGUCCCAAUAGAAUAUCGUUAUCUAAAAAUGAAUUAAACCGCUCAAGCGGUUCACAAAGGAUUCCUUCAACAGGUUCAACAAGAAAUGUAUCAUCCAAUGCAGAUGCUAAUAACAACACUAUUACCAUUAAUGGGAAUAAUAUGAACUAUGUAAAUAAUAAUAAUAAUACUAUCCCAUUCCCUGAAGCUAAUCAAAAAAAUAACAAUAUUAAAACCAAUUCUUUCGAAGUAUCUGAGAAUUCAACGCCUCAUUUUUCCAAUGCAAUCAUUGAAUGUAAAAAAUUUGAUCCAGUCACCACUUUUGCAAGUAAUAGUAAUAUUCAAGCAGUUAUGACAACAUCUGAUCAAAAGGUAACGCCCAAUACAACCACUUCUAUGGCAACUAAAUAUAAAUCAAUCGCAUCAAAGACCCCCAAUAACACGAUGAAUCCAGAAGUGGAAAAUACUUUCACCAAUCAACUAUUUGAACUAAAAGUAGAUUUGAAUAAUCUUACUGAAUCGAGUAAUUUGAAAACUGAUGUUAACGUAACUACAAAUUUGGAAAAUUUCAUUCGUCACUUGUUCAAGAGGAAAAAUCAACAUUUAAUCCCACCAUUAUGGUCCAUUGUCGUAACUUUAAAGACAACAAAUUUUGAAAAAAAAUAUUUAAAUGAAACAUCAAAUAACUCAAACAAUUUCAAUGCAACGCUUACUAAUUCAAAUGACUUAAGUACAACUUUAUCCAAUGAAACUAACAACAUUAACAAUGAUAUUAUCAUGACAAGGAAAAGUGUAUUUAACAAUUUCGAACAAGCAAAUACAAUGGCAUUAAUUGCACAAACUACUUCAGAUGAUUACGAUCAACUUAACUUAAUCUCCACGAGGACCAACAUCUUCAAUAAAAAUGAGAAUGAUUAUAAAGUUUGUAUUAUUGACAUCGGAACACAUUCAAUCAUAUUCCACAUUGAAAACUUGUAUGAUGGUGAAUUGAUCGUUUUAGUCAACGGGUUAAUUUGGACGGAAGUAUCAUGUGCUUUAAUUUUAGAAUCCGUCGGUGAAGAAUACGUCGUUGUCUCAGGGUUAGUACCAUCAUGCUCAUAUGACAUUCAAUUCGUUAAUAGAUUGAAUCAAACUGAUGAUUAUCUAAUUUCUGAUUUAAUGAUUAGAACUAACGCUAUCAAUAAUAACAACCAUACUACUACUAAUGCAACUGACGAAGAUAUUUCUGAAAUUUUCCAAAAUUUAGAUUUCAGUUUCCCAUCUUAUUAUCAUAGGAAAUUUUUAUCACCUUUGUUAACAUUGAAACAUUCUGUAUUGACCACUAAUGCAAAUUUAGCUGAUGAAAGAAGUAAAUUGAAAAAGACUAAGAAGGAAAUUAAUAAGAAAUUGAAUUCAACAAGACAAGAAAUUGAUCAUUUUAAAGAUCGUAUUGAACAAAAUGCAACUAAUGAUGAGAAAAAUACUUUGAAAGUUGAUAAUUUGAAGAUUGCGUUGCAACAAAAUGAAAAAUCUUUUAAACAUUUAGAAAAGGAAUUUAAAGAGUUGACAGAUAAGGAAAUUUCCUUGGAAGAUGAAUAUUUACAGAAGAAAGAUGACCAUUUAAAGAAAGAAUUAGAAUACAGUAAGAUUGAAGAAAAUUUGAAGAAGGAAUUGGAAAUUGUUCAAAAGAAGGAAACUAAAUUGACUAAUGAGUUUAAUCAAUUAUCAAGUAAAAGGGAGAAAUUAUUAGUUAGACAUGAAAAAUUAAAGAAAGAAUUAGAUGAAAAUGAUGAGAUGAUUAAAAUCUUUAAAGAACAAUUUUUAACCAAAAAGAUUCAAGAAAGAUCUAAAAGAGAGGAGUUUAGAAUGAGAGAAUUGAAUAAUUAUGAAUUGAAUAUAAAGGGCCUAGAACAAGACAUCAGUCGUUUGGAAGCAGAAAAUGAACACAUUCAAAAAUUGUUACAGGGUUAUCCUUAA
Naumovozyma dairenensis CBS 421 is the source of this 3075-nucleotide messenger RNA. RefSeq names its product Nnf2p (gene NNF2). Bases 1 to 3075 code for a protein of 1024 amino acids. The transcript has a single exon. NCBI's taxonomy places the organism in Eukaryota, Fungi, Ascomycota, Saccharomycetes, Saccharomycetales, Saccharomycetaceae. The record is from RefSeq and is a predicted model, not a curated record.